AUGCCAGCUCAGAUUGUUCGCUAUUCUCAAAACAAAUUCUAUAGCAAACCUGCCAAGCCUUGGACCUGUCAUCAGGACUUGCCGACAUCCAUUUGCAAGGAAUUAAGAUCGCUUGAGUCUGAAUUUGAUGAGGAUGAAAAAAUAUGUGAUGCCAUUUCAGAGGAGCACGGAUAUCAUUUUGCGAGGCCCAAGUCAAGGGAUGAGGCUUUGCAUUUUCUGAAUGAGUUUGGCUGGCUGUUUCAAAGGGAAAGGUUGUGGAAUGUGCACGAUGUUCCAGAUUAUUCGCUCGACAGGUUCAAAUUUGUUCUGACAUUUUCUGUGGAGAGAAACUGUUGCAUGAUAGUCAAAACCCUUUUGGAUAUGUUGGUUGAUAAACACUAUGAAGGAGCAAGUUUGUCAACAGGGUCAAUGGAGAUGCUUAAAGCAAUCCAACUCCUAAAUAGAGCAGUGAAAAGAAAGUACAUGAACAUGGUUGAUUUACUCGUCCAUUAUUCUAUACCCAGCAAAAAUGACACAUUCAAGAAAUAUGUAUUUCCACCGAAUAUGUAUGUACCUUUUACACUUCUAUGA
This is a messenger RNA of Vicia faba (fava bean), 570 nucleotides long. The record is from the annotation of a GenBank genome assembly. NCBI's taxonomy places the organism in Eukaryota, Viridiplantae, Streptophyta, Magnoliopsida, Fabales, Fabaceae.